CACAUCUAAAGGAAGAACACAAUUUGUAGUAUCUCUCAAUGGACUUCUGUAGCAAGAUUCUAUGGGAGACAUCAACUUCAUACUGUUUAAAGUAGUUGAAUCAUCAGUCUUAAGUGAUGAAAAAGAAUCCAUCUGCAAAGGUAUCAAUCUGAGGAGAUGAUAUUGAAUAAUUUGGUUUUCAAUGCAGAUAAAGUUGUAGGCUCUCAAUAUCCUACAUUUAUUAUUGCUGAAGUGGGUCAGAACCAUCAGGGAGAUUUGCAGAUAGCAAAAAAUCUUAUAAAGAAAGCAAAGGAAUGUGGUGCAGACUGUGUCAAAUUUCAAAAGAGUUGUCUUCCAGAAAAGUUCACAAAAUCAACUCUAAACUUAACUUACAACUCAGAACAUUCUUGGGGAAAAACAUAUGGUGAACAUAAAAAACAUUUAGAAUUUUCUGAAAAACAAUAUAUUGAAUUACAAAAAUUUUCUACAGAAUUAGGGAUAAUGUUUUCGGCUUCUGCUAUGGAUGAGGUUUCUUUAUUUUUUCUGAAGGAAUUAAAUACACCUUUUAUUAAAAUUGGAUCUGGGGAUGCAACUAAUAUUUUAUUACUAGAGAAAGCUGCAAAAACUAGAAAACCACUAAUUGUAUCAACAGGAAUGUGCUCAAUGGAAGACGUGGAACUUAUUUACAAAACAAUAUCUGAAGAACAUAAUAAUUUUGCUCUUCUGCAUUGUGUUUCAUCUUACCCAACCAAGCCUUGUGAUUCAAAUUUGGCGAAUAUUACAAAAUUCAAGUCCAAAUUUCCUGUUUGUAUUGGCUACUCUGGGCAUGAAGUGGGUUACAACCUAACUUUAGCUGCUGUUGCACUUGGAGCUAAGAUUGUUGAGCGGCAUAUUACUCUUGAUAAGACAUGGAAAGGUAAUGAUCAUUCUUGUUCAUUAAAUAUUGAUGAAUUUAAAAGUAUGGUAUUAGCCAUAAGGGAAAUCGAAGACGGUAUGGGAAUGGAAAAGAAGCUUCUACCCUGUGAAGAAGUUUGCUGGCAGAAAUUAGGCAAAAGCAUAGUAGCGUUCAGAAAAAUAGAAAAGAAUUCUAUUAUAGUGAUAGAAGAUCUGGCAAUUAAAGUGAGUACGCCAAAAGGUUUAGAUCCAAAACUGAUCAAGUCUAUUGUAGGGAGAAAAACUUCAACAACUAUUGAAGCUGACAAUCCAAUCACCGAAGAUGAAUUAGUAUGGUAAUAAAAUACGAUUUUAUAAUAAAUGUGUAUAAAAAUACACUAAUGCUGUCUGAUAAUUAUUUUUAUUUAUUAUUAUUUUAAAUUUUAUAUUAAAAUUACAUUUGUUACCUUUUUUUAAUUAUACUUUCAUA
Nezara viridula (southern green stink bug) is the source of this 1342-nucleotide messenger RNA. Lineage: Eukaryota; Metazoa; Arthropoda; Insecta; Hemiptera; Pentatomidae. The record is from the annotation of a GenBank genome assembly.